Aureobasidium vineae is the source of this 1098-nucleotide messenger RNA. The record is from the annotation of a GenBank genome assembly. Lineage: Eukaryota; Fungi; Ascomycota; Dothideomycetes; Dothideales; Saccotheciaceae.
AUGGCGAGCGACACAACAUCCGAGGACCUACAGCUGGCGGCUGCUGCUGCUGGAUUUUCACUUGGCUUUGGGUUCUUGACUGUGGUCCGCGCAUGCAAGCAGACCAGAGCGAACAGGGCUCCCGCCCGAAAUGUCGUGAAGACUACCCUGUGGUUCAACGACUGGAUCGAUCGUCGCAAAAUCUCGUCAAGCGGUAUUCCCUAUCUUGCAGCAUUGACUGACGAUAGCUACAGUCCAGUCUUACUCUUCUUCAUCCUCAUCUUCUACGCGCUCGAAAUACAACUCCUAAUGCAAAUUAUCAUUAAUCGAAUCGCUGUCAUCGCAGAACGAAGACCUACCGCGACAAAACUCAAAAUCGCAACUGCGGUCAUAAUCUCAUGCAUCAACAUCGCCGUCUUUUGCAUCUUCAUUCCAUCACACAUGAUGCCACCCGCAAACCAAACCUUUGUCAAUAUCAACAAAUAUUGGGAUCGUCUUUCGAAAGUCUUGAUUAUGCUUGUGGACGCUUUCUUGAAUUGGUACUUUGUCUAUGUCGUGCGGGCACGCCUUGUUAAGUACCAUGGCCUCAGAAAAUACAAGCCCUUGAUCGGGUAUUACACUCGUUUGGGUCUGGUAUCGGUCGCCAUGGAUAUCAUGCUCAUCGGACUUAUGUCCUUGAGAAACCAUACCCUUUUCGUGCAAUUUCACCCUGUUGCAUAUAUGGCAAAGCUCAAUAUCGAGAUGUCUAUGGCAGACAUGAUAGUCAAAGUGGCCCGAACAUCCGAAAACGACGUCAAGCCAAAAUCGUCUUCCCAUGGACCUUUUCCAGAACAGUCAAGACAAUACCAUACACGCACCCUUCACGGCGACGACGAUAUCAACAUUGGACCCCAGAACACCGCAGUAAUCGGUCAUUCCCAACUCGACAACGCACAACGAGAAGACAUCAAAGGCAUAUCUCGCCAUAGAGAAGUGCAAGUCUAUGUCGGAGACGCGGACAGCGAUUUCCAUACCGAUAGUAUUGAAAACGGCGAAGAGCAGGGUAGGAGUAGAGGGGACUCAUAUGAAUCGCAGGUUCGGUUGAAAGAUCUUGGAAGGUCAACAGAGGAGGCGCGAUGA